Messenger RNA from Mandrillus leucophaeus (drill), 5230 nucleotides. It is a transcript of the gene WRN, whose product is annotated as Werner syndrome, RecQ helicase-like. Gene Ontology annotation, cellular component: nucleus; cytoplasm; chromosome. Gene Ontology annotation, molecular function: ATP binding; nucleic acid binding; 3'-5' DNA helicase activity. The record is from RefSeq and is a predicted model, not a curated record. Lineage: Eukaryota; Metazoa; Chordata; Mammalia; Primates; Cercopithecidae. Gene Ontology annotation, biological process: double-strand break repair via homologous recombination; telomere maintenance; DNA replication. The transcript has 34 exons.
GGUCUCCCGGAGCUGAUGUGUACUGUGUGCGCCGGGGACGCGCCGGCGUGUACUGUGCAGCGCGGGAAUGAAGUUUGCUGAUUUGGUGUCUAGCCUGGAUGCUUGGGUUGCAGGCCCUGCUUGUGGUGGCGCUCCACAGUCAUCCGGCUGAAGGAGAAGACCUGUUGGACUUUAUCUUCUCAGGUUUUUUUCAGAUAUUGUUUUGUAUUUACCCAUGAAGACAUUGGUUUUUUGGACUCUGCAAAUAGGACAUUUCAAAGAUGAAUGAAAAAAAAUCGGAAACAACUUCACGGCAGCGGAAAUGUCCUGAAUGGAUGAAUGUGCAGAAUAAAAGAUGUGCUGUAGAAGAAAGAAAGGCAUGUGUUCGGAAGAGUGUUUUUGAAGACGACCUCCCCUUCUUAGAAUUCACUGGAUCCAUUGUGUAUAGUUAUGACGCUAGUGAUUGCUCUUUCCUGUCAGAAGAUAUUUGCAUGAGUCUAUCAGAUGGGGAUGUCGUGGGAUUUGACAUGGAGUGGCCACCAUUAUACAAUAAAGGGAAACUUGGCAAAGUUGCGCUAAUUCAGUUGUGUGUUUCUGAGAGCAAAUGUUACUUGUUCCACAUUUCUUCCAUGUCAGUUUUCCCCCAGGGAUUAAAAAUGUUGCUUGAAAAUAAAGCAAUUAAAAAGGCAGGUGUAGGAAUUGAAGGAGAUCAGUGGAAACUUCUACGUGACUUUGAUAUCAAAUUGAAGAAUUUUGUGGAGUUGACAGAUGUUGCCAAUAAAAAGUUGAAAUGUACAGAGACCUGGAGCCUCAGCGGUCUGGUUAAACACCUCUUAGGUAAACAGCUUCUGAAAGACAAGUCUAUCCGCUGUAGCAAUUGGAGUAAAUUUCCUCUCACUGAGGACCAGAAACUGUACGCAGCCACUGAUGCUUAUGCUGGUUUUAUUAUUUACCGAAAUUUAGAAAUUUUGGAUGAUGCUGUGCAAAAGUUUGCUAUAAAUAAAGAGGAAGAAAUCCUACUUAGCGACAUGAACAAACAGUUGACUUCAAUCUCUGAGGAAGUGAUGGAUCUGGCUAAGCAUCUUCCUGAUGCUUUCAGUAAAUUGGAAAACCCACAGAGAGUUUCUAUCUUACUAAAGGAUAUUUCAGAAAAUCUGUAUUCACUGAGGAAGAUGAUAAUUGGGUCUACUAACAUUGAGACCGAACUGAGGCCUAGCAAUAAUUUAAACUUAUUAUCCUUUGAAGAUUCAACUACUGGGGGAGUACAACAGAAACAAAUUGGAGAACAUAAAAUUUUUAUUAAUGUUGAAGAUGAAACAUGGGACCCAACACUUGAUCAUUUAGCUAAACAUGGUGGAGAAGAUGUACUUGGAAAUAAAGUGGAACGAAAAGAAGAUGGAUUUGAAGAAGGAGUAGAAGACAAUAAAUUGAAAGAGAAUAUGGAAAGAGCUUGUUUGAUGUCGUUAGAUAUUACAGAACAUGAACUCCAAAUUUUGGAACAGCAGGCUCAGGAAAAAUAUCUUAGUGAUAUUGCUUAUAAAUCUACUGAGGUACUAAAUAAAGAGGAAGCACAUUUUUACUUUAUUCUGCAGAAAAGAGGAUAUGAAGUCAAUUAUACUGGAAAUUAAUGCUUAAUACUUCUUUUAAAGCAUUUAUCUCCCACUAAUAAUGAAAACGAUACAUCCUAUGUAAUUGAGAGUGAUGAAGAUUUAGAAAUGGAGAUGCUUAAGUCUUUAGAAAACCUCAAUAGUGGCACGGUAGAACCAACUCAUUCUAAAUGCUUAGAUAUGGAAAGAAAUCUGGGUCUUCCAACUAAAGAAGAAGAAGAUGAUGAAAAUGAAGCUAAUGAAGAGGAAGAAGAUGAUGAUAAGGACUCUUUGUUGCCAGCACCCAAUGAAGAGCAAGUUACUUGCCUCAAGAUGUACUUUGGCCAUUCCAGUUUUAAACCAGUUCAAUGGAAAGUGAUUCAUUCAGUAUUGGAAGAAAGAAGAGAUAAUGUUGCUGUCAUGGCAACUGGAUAUGGAAAGAGUUUGUGCUUCCAGUAUCCACCUGUUUAUGUAGGCAAGAUUGGCCUUGUCAUCUCUCCCCUUAUUUCUCUGAUGGAAGACCAAGUGCUACAGCUUAAAAUGUCCAACAUCCCAACUUGCUUCCUUGGAUCAGCACAGUCAGAAAAUGUUCUAACAGACAUUAAAUUAGGCAAAUACCGGAUUGUAUACAUAACUCCAGAAUACUGUUCAGGUAACAUGGGCCUACUCCAGCAACUCGAGGCUGAUAUUGGUAUCACACUCAUUGCUGUGGAUGAGGCUCACUGUAUUUCUGAGUGGGGGCAUGAUUUUAGGAAUUCAUUCAGGAAGUUGGGCUCCCUAAAGACAGCACUCCCAAUGGUUCCAAUUGUUGCACUUACUGCCACUGCAACUUCUUCAAUCCGGGAAGACAUUGUACGUUGCUUAAAUCUGAGAAAUCCUCAGAUCAUCUGUACUGGUUUUGAUCGACCAAACCUGUAUUUAGAAGUUAGGCGAAAAACAGGGAAUAUCCUUCAGGAUCUGCAUCCAUUUCUUGUCAAAACAACAAGUUCCCACUGGGAAUUUGAAGGUCCAACAAUCAUCUACUGUCCUUCUAGAAAAAUGACAGAACAAGUUACAGCUGAACUUAGGAAACUGAAUCUAUCCUGUGAAACAUACCAUGCGGGCAUGAGUUUUAGCAGAAGGAAAGACGUUCAUCAUAGGUUUGUGAGAGAUGAAAUUCAGUGUGUCAUAGCUACCAUAGCUUUUGGAAUGGGCAUUAAUAAAGCUGACAUCCGCCAAGUCAUUCAUUACGGUGCUCCUAAGGAAAUGGAAUCAUAUUAUCAGGAGAUUGGUAGAGCUGGUCGUGAUGGACUUCAAAGUUCUUGUCACAUCCUCUGGGCUCCUGCAGACAUUAACUUAAAUAGGCAUCUCCUUACUGAGAUACGUAAUGAGAAGUUUCGAUUAUACAAAUUAAAGAUGAUGGCAAAGAUGGAAAAAUAUCUUCAUUCUAGCAGAUGUAGGAGACAAAUCAUCUUGUCUCAUUUUGAGGACAAACAAGUACAAAAAGCCUCCUUGGGAAUUACGGGAACUGAAAAAUGCUGUGAUAAUUGCAGGUCCAGAUUGGGUCAUUGCUAUUCCAUGGAUGACUCAGAGGAUACAUCCUGGGACUUUGGUCCACAAGCAUUUCAGCUUUUGUCUGCUGUGGAUAUCUUAGGGGAAAAAUUUGGAAUUGGGCUUCCAAUUUUAUUUCUCCGAGGAUCUAAUUCUCAGCGUCUUGCAGAUCAAUAUCGCAAGCACAGUUUGUUUGGCACUGGCAAGGAUCAAACAGAGAGUUGGUGGAAGGCUUUUUCCCGUCAGCUCAUCAUUGAGGGAUUCUUGGUAGAAGUUUCUGGGUCUAACAAAUUUAUAAAGAUUUGCACCCUUACGAAAAAGGGUAGAAAUUGGCUUCAUAAAGCUAGUACAGAAUCCCAGAGCCUCAUCCUUCAAGCUAAUGAAGAAUUGUGUCCAAAGAAGUUUCUUCUGCCUAGCUCGAGAACUGUAUCUUCAGGCACCAAAGAGCAUUCUUAUAAUCAAGUACCAGUUGAAUUAACUGCAGAGAAGAAGUCUAACUUGGAGAAGUUAUAUUCUUACAAACCAUGUGAUAAGGUUUCUUCUGGGAGUAACAUUUCUAAAAAAAGUAUCAUGGUGCAGGCACCAGAAAAAUCUUACAGUUCCUCAGAACCUGUUAUUUCGGCACAAGAGCAGGAGACUCAGACUGUGUUAUAUGGCAAAUUGGUAGAAGCUAGGCAGAAACAUGCCAAUAAAAUGGAUGUUCCCCCAGCUAUUCUGGCAACAAACAAGAUACUGGUGGAUAUGGCCAAAAUGAGACCAACUACGGUUGAAAACAUAAAAAGGAUUGAUGGUGUUUCUGAAGGCAAAGCUGCCAUGUUGGCCCCUCUGUUGGAAGUCAUCAAACAUUUCUGCCAAACAAAUAGUGUUCAGACAGACCUCUUUUCAAGUACAGAACCUCAAGAAGAACAGAAGACGAGUCUGGUAGCAAAAAAUAAAAUAUGCACACUUUCACAGUCUAUGGCCAUCACAUACUCUUUAUUCCAAGAAAAGAAGAUGCCUUUGAAGAGCAUAGCUGAGAGCAGGAUUCUGCCUCUCAUGACGAUUGGCAUGCACUUAUCCCAAGCGGUGAAAGCUGGCUGCCCCCUUGAUUUGGAGCGAGCAGGUCUUACUCCAGAGGUUCAGAAGAUUAUUGCUGAUGUUAUCCGAAACCCUCCCGUCAACUCAGAUAUGAGUAAAAUUAACCUAAUCAGAAUGUUAGUUCCUGAAAACAUUGACACGUACCUUAUCCACAUGGCAAUUGAGAUCCUUAAACAUGGUACUGACAGCAGACUUCAGCCUUCAUGUGAUGUCAACAAAAGGAGAUGUUUUCCCAGUUCUGAAGAGAUCUCAAGUUCUAAGAGAAGCAAGGAAGAAGUAGGCAUCAAUACCAAGACUUCAUCUGCAGAGAGAAAGAGACGAUUACCUAUGUGGUUUGCCAAAGGAAGUCACACCAGCAAGAAAUUAAUGGACAAAACGAAAAGGGGAGGCCUUUUUAGUUAAGCUGGCAAUUACCGGAACAAUUAUGUUUCUUGCUGUAUUACAAGAGGAGAGUUAUAUUUUAUUUCUGAAGAGUAAGGAAUAGUAUUUUGACUUAAAAAUGAUUCUGAUUACAGAGUUCACUGUUUAUUGAAGAACUAGCAUCUUAAAUCAGCCUUUCGCAAUUCAUGUAAAGUUUCUGGGUCUUCUGGGAGGCUACGUGAGUACAUUACCUAACAGAAUAUUAAAUUAGACUUCCUGUAAGAUUGCUUUAAGAAACCAUUACUGUCCUAUUUUCUAAUCUCUUUAUUAAAACAGUGUAUUUGGAAAAUGUUAUGUGCUGUGAUUUGAUAUAGACAACAGAUUAGUAGUUACAUGGUAAUUAUGUGAUAUAAAAUAUUCAUAUAUUAUCAAAAUUCUGUUUUGUAAAUGUAAGAAAGCAUAGUUAUUUUACAAAUUGUCUUUACUAUUUUUUGAAGAAGCUCUUAAACACAUUGUUAAAUGGUAUUAGUUAACCAGGCCAGUGAAAAUGAAACCACAUUUUGGGUGCCAUUAACUAGGGGAAAAAAAUGUAAAAAAUGUAAAAUGGAUACCAAUUGCACUAGGCAACUGUACAUUUUGUAUUUUAUAUACAAUUUCUAUUAUUUUUCAAAUAAUAAAACAAUGUUUUUCACACUGAA